Molecule: messenger RNA, 2727 nt
Organism: Propithecus coquereli (Coquerel's sifaka)
Lineage: Eukaryota; Metazoa; Chordata; Mammalia; Primates; Indriidae
Gene: EIF4EBP2
Product: eukaryotic translation initiation factor 4E binding protein 2
Exons: 3
Coding region: 303-665 (120 amino acids)
Biological process (GO): negative regulation of translational initiation
Cellular component (GO): cytoplasm
Molecular function (GO): eukaryotic initiation factor 4E binding
Source: RefSeq, a predicted model, not a curated record
CCCGCUUCCCCGAACUCCCUCUGGCUCCCGCCUUCGCCCGCUUCCGGUCGUCGUCGUCGCCGCUGCUGCCGCUGCUGCUGCUGCUGAGGCUGCUGGCGGAGGCCGGAGGAUCGGGCGGCGGCGGCGGCGGCGGCUGAGAGGGCGGCGGCGGGAGCGGAGCGGGACGAGGGAGCGAGAGGAAGCGAGCGAGGAGCGAGCGGAGCGCGCCCUUCCGCCCGCCUGAAGAGCCGGAGCAGCCCGGGCCCUGCCGCCGCCGCCGCCGCCUGCCCGCCGGACAAAGCCAAGAGCCCGCGCCUAGAGCCAUGUCCUCGUCCGCCGGCAGCGGCCACCAGCCCAGCCAGAGCCGCGCCAUCCCCACCCGCACCGUGCCCAUCAGCGACGCCGCGCAGCUACCUCAUGACUAUUGCACCACGCCCGGGGGGACGCUCUUCUCCACCACACCGGGAGGAACUCGAAUCAUUUAUGAUCGAAAAUUUCUGUUGGAUCGUCGCAAUUCUCCCAUGGCUCAGACCCCACCCUGCCAUCUGCCCAAUAUCCCAGGAGUCACUAGCCCUGGCACCUUAAUUGAAGACUCCAAAGUAGAAGUAAACAAUUUGAACAACUUGAACAAUCAUGACAGGAAGCAUGCAGUUGGGGAUGAUGCUCAGUUUGAGAUGGACAUCUGACUCUCCUGCAAGGAUUAGAAGAAAAGCAGCAACGCUGAUACUUGUGUGUACCUGAUUUGCCAAUAGGAUCAAUAACGAAAAGAAGAGGCAGCACCAGCAGGCCCGUUGCAGUCUCCACCUCCCCUCCCCCUCCCUUGCGUGCCAAAUGAUGGGAAGAUGAGUGUCAUCUGACCAUUCUUCUCCCUGUUUCCUGUUCCCAUUCCCACUUAGACAGACUAGAUUGAAGGCCCUUGGUGUAUUUCUGUAGAGCUAAGCAGCCCAUAGAGGAAAACAUUAAACUGUGGCUUCCCUGGUCAUUUUUUAUUGAGAACCAACCCCUUCAAAUUUAUCUCAGAUCAGAUAUCAACCUACCAACAACUGCAUGGCCGGGAAGUCUGGGGAAGGGAUACAGAGGUGUGGUGGGUUCAUCAUCGUUCAUGUUCCUUACCCUCUGUGUCUCCUCCUUGUAUCCCACCUGUGGUUCAGUGCUGUGAGCGUCUGGUUUGGAGUCUUUAAAAUCAUCAGGGAGAUAUGAUACAAAGAGAGCUGCUUUCCCUUUUACCUUUGUCCUUAGGGACAGCACAGUUUGUGUAACUCUCGUAGCUUACCUUGUGACACUGUUUUGAGGUCCACUUCCCUUCUUUGCUCUGGGAGGAAUGUCUUCCCAUUCCUUUACUUUUAAACCCUCUACAUCAGAAGGGAGCCCUCAGUAACCAGCUUUGGUCUUCUGUCGUUCCUCCCUCCUUGCAUCUUGUUGCUGGGAGAGUCCUUUUGUACUUCGAGAUAUCUAGGUGAUUUUGUCUGCUCCCAAAGCAGGUCCAUGCCAAGUAAUAGAGGCACUGUGGCCUCCACUUGGUGCAUUAGGCCUGAUCAUAGUAUUCUGCCAGACAGUACCUAAGAAUGACCUCUGAACAGUGUUGACCCAUUUGAGUACCAAGUCUCAGUAAUUAUUUUUAAGUCCAAUGAGCAUUGUGAUAUUUGUUCUUGGAUUGUAGUUUCUUAUGUUUUGAACUUAAAGUUGAUUUUCAGAAUGUUCCUAGAAAAUAACUAUAUUUUUUUCCUUUGUGGACCUGCUUUGUUUGGCUGCUGGGAUAGAUAAGCAUGGGCUUUAAAAUGUGUUCCUCCCAGUUUUCUUGCCUUUCCCAUUCUUUUCUUCCCGUCCUCCCCUGCUCCCUCCCUCUCUUCCUCUCUCCUUCCUUUCCUUUUCUCUGCCAGGCCAUUUUUCAAAUUUACAUCAAAGAUACCUCAAGUGUUGGUAUCUGCUAAUAUCUGUCACUCCUCUUAUCUGAGGAGUGGCCUUUUAUUUUUAAGAUGACUACAGACCUAUUUUUAGAUAUGUUUUCAGUACAAUUUUGAACAGCAACUUUUUAAUGAAACAUCUUCCAGUGUUAGGAAGGUGAGAAGUGUCCAUAGGCAAGUCUGCUGUUCUAUGUUACCAUCCUUCGUCUCCCCAAGUCCCUUAGGAGCUCCUUCCUUCCUCCUGUAGUUUUGGGUGUGCAUGUUUGGAGUUUGUAGUGGGCGAUUUGUAAAGCUGGACCAUUCUGCCUUGCUACGGGUGUCCAUGAAAGCCUCAUUCUUUUCCUUACCCCUUUGCUUUUGCAUUCCUCCUCCCCACUUCUCCUGGGACUAUUGACUGGCACAAUAAUCUCAGGAGAGUGACUUCCCCCCAUAGAAAGACAACUAAAGUAGCCCCUAGCGUCCUGGGAAUUUCUGGUUGGGUUUGGUGCCCUGCACCCUCUUAUUAAGAAAUCACAUCCCAGGGUGAGAGUAACAGGCCAAUUGGCUAAGAAAGAAAGCUGUUUGUUUUUCUUUUGAACUAUGAAAAGACCCUGUUUGUGAAUACAUUUAGAAAGAAGAGAGGAAGGAUGUCUGCAGAACUUUGUUCUGGUUUUUUGCUACAAAUGUGAAUAGUUCAAAGAGUGAAAACCUUUUGUGAUGGUUGAAGUCUCUCAGGAAUAAGCUGGAUCUCCAAUGUUUUGGGGAUGCUCUGAGUCUCAAAAAUUGAUAAUCAGAAAAGUAUUUUUUGUUUGUUUAAUGUAACCCUGUUCAGAUUUUAAUUAAACUCCAAAUUUCGUCUCACAUA